AUGCCAAAUUUCAAAAACGGCGCAAAAAUCUCCGAGUCGAGAGGUCUCCCGUCUCAACUAGUGGACCAAAUAAACGCAAGACAAGCGAGUGGUGAAUACGAUGAUGAUGAAAGGUUCAAAUCCCAGAAACCUACCGGAAAGAAAAGAAAAGCCGCCUUGACGAGAAAAGACAAGAGGAAAGAAGAGCGGCAACUUAAAAAGCAGAAGCAAAGAGGUUCCAAUAAGCUGCGACAGGAGCCUGAUCCUGCAAAGAGCACAAAGACUAAACAAAAACCCGACUCCCGAUCCAAUAGCAGUUUGACAACGACUGAGGCCGAUGACCCGUUGGAGCAGCUAAGGAGAUUGAAAGAAGCAAAGAGAAAUAAGCAAGAGAAGACGGCCGAGUUUUCGACCAAAGAGAACCUGUCGGACCAUUUGGACCCGCUAGAACAGUUGAGACGAUUGAAGGAAGGAAAAACGGGCUCCAGAAGCGGAAACACACAAGGGAUUAGAAUCGUCAAAGAAGACGACUUGGACGAUGACAACGAUGGCUCAGAGCUUGAACAGGAUGACUACGGCGACGAGCUGGAAGAGUUCCAAAGUGGUGACGAUCUCGAAGGGGACGAAGAAGAUCCACUUGAAGCAUUGCGAUUGUUGAAAGAGAAGAAACGCGGGGGAAACAAGGCUACGAGUGAAUUGAGAAUUGUCAAAGAACACGAAUUGGAAAAUGAUGAUGUUGAUUCUGAUAGCGGAGAGGAAUCCGAAUUUGCCGGUUUCGAAGAAGAAGAAGAUGAUGAUGAUGAUGAAGAUGAAGACGGCAAUGUCGUGAACGGAAAAGUACAGAAAAUUGCCCCACCGAAAUCGAUUUUGAAAACUAAAGUGCGACCUGAUGCAGCAGCGCUUGGAGGCGAUUUCUCAAGAGACGACGCAGACAUUGCUUACUAUGCAAAAAAGUUGGGAUUGAAAGAUGGAGCUAACGCCAAGUUGCAAAAAGAAGGCGACGAUGACAUGAUUGGAGGAAUUUUGGAUGGGCUAGACCUUGAGUUUGGUUCUGAUGACUCGGCCGAGGAAAAUGGAUUUGGCAACCAUAGCGAGGAAGAAGAGCAGGAGAGCUUGAGUGGAAGCGAUCUGGAGGAUUUUGAUGAAGAGCAAAUUGGAUGUGACGAGGAUCCUUUGAAAAAGUUGAAGGAACUCAAAGAAGCCAAAAAAUGCAAAGCAAGAGAAACCCACACCAAGAUUAGCUCUAACCCAGAUUCCCGUUUCAAUGAUGGCGAUGAUGACGAGGACCUCGAAUAUUACGCUAAAAAGUUGGGAGUGUCAAAGAAUGACCCAUUACCCAAAACGAGCGAGGAUGAUCCUUUGGAAGGACUACUCGAUGGACUAGAUUUCGGUUUCCACAAUCGCAAAGAAGAUCUUGAAUCUGAGCCCGAGCUGGAUGGCUCUUUGGACGAUAAAUCUGAUUAUGAAUCUGAUGAAUCUGAUACUGAGUACAAGACAAGAGAAAAUCCGUUCGUUGCCCCGGGGCUGGAUGAAGAUGGAGGAGCUACCUCUACUGAAUCACAGAAAUACAUACCGCCUGCAUUGCGGCGCAAGAUAGCCCUUGAAGGAUCGGGAGAAGAUUCAAGCGCAUUGCUAAACUUGAGAAGAUCCAUCAAGGGGCCGCUAAACAAGCUUUCAGAAGGAAAUAUCAACACUAUUGUCAACGAGCUACAGGCAUUGUUCAUGCUGAACCCGAGACAAGUGCUCAACGAGGAAAUCACAAGUGUUACGCUCGAUAGUGUUAUCCAACAAGGACGACUUUUGGAUUCCUUUGUACAUUUACACGCAGCCGUUGUUGCUGCACUCUACCGGCUCCAUGGGGUAGAGUUUGGAGCAUUUUUUAUUCAAAAGUUAGUGGAGAAUUUGCAGCUGCACAGAAAACAGGAAAGCAAAACCAAGGAAACAUCGAACUUGGUGUCGUUAAUGUCUGCAGUCUACCUGUUCCAUCUCAUUUCGUCGAAACUAUUGUACGAUUUGAUAAAGCAGCUCAUUGCGGAACUCAAUGAAGCAAAUGCCGAUUUGCUCUUGAGAGUGAUUCAGAAUUCAGGAAAUCAGAUGAGAUCAGAUGAUCCAUCUUCGUUAAAGGAUAUCAUCCUUUUACUAAACGACAAGUACGCUUCUUUGCCGAGCGUGGUCAAGAACGCGAGAGUUCAAUUUCUCGUGGAAACCAUAUCUUCCUUGAAAAACAACAAGUUGAAAGUUUUGAAUCAGGGAACUCAGCAGUUGGCAGUGCGGUUGAGGAAAUUUUUAAGUGGCAUCAACAACAAUUUGGGAGGAGACCCGAUCCAAGUUUCGUUGGAGGACAUUGAAAACGUGGAAUCGCGAGGUAAAUGGUGGCUUGUGGGCUCAGCGUGGAAGGGCAAUGACAAUAGCAAUGGCAACUCUUUAACCCCCGUCGUUAAUGAGGCUGCCAUGAAUGACAUUCUAGACGCCGCUGAACCAAACUGGAUGCAGCUAGCCAAAGCUCAGCGCAUGAACACAGAUAUUCGUAGGGCCGUUUUCAUCUCCAUCAUGUCGGCGACAGACUAUUUAGACGCGAGAGCCAAGUUGGACAAAUUGGCACUCAAGAGAUCGCAAGAACGAGAUAUCCCAAAAGUGUUGAUCCAUUGCACAACCAUGGAACCUUCAUGGAACCCUUACUACGGCAUCUUGGCGAACAACUUGUGCGACUCGCACUCCUUCCGCAAAACUUUCCAAUUCAUGUUCUGGGACUUGGUCAAGGAACUAGAUGGGCGUGCAGGGGGAAAUGACGAUGACGACGAUGACGAUGAGGGCGUGAGCUUCAUGUCAUUGGAUGAAAAUUCGGACGAGGAAUCCAAAAUGAAAAAGAUUGUCAAUUUGGGACGAUUCUAUGGUUUCUUACUAGCGGAAAACGCCCUACCUUUGCACUCGCUCAAAACGAUGAAUUUCAUUUCCGCAUCGGCGGACACUGGACUAUUUGCAGAGGUGCUACUCGUUACCUUUUUGGAUCUUGUCGGAAAAAAGUCUCGCAAAAACUCUGUUGGUGCCGGAAUGGAACUUGACAAAUCACUGAGCUACGAUGCGUUGUUUGACGACAGGCUACUUGUAGAGCGAGUGUUGAAAGCCAAAGACGAAAUCACGCUUUUACGAGGUUUGCAGUAUGUCUUGCAGGAGAAAGUAAAGAACAGUGACGUGAUCUCGGGAAGAAAGCAAAAGAUUAGAGUUUCAUGGGGAGUAGACGCAAUGUUUGAUGUGAUUGAUGAGCUCUUACGAAAUGCUGAGCAGGAAUAUUGA
Molecule: messenger RNA, 3273 nt
Organism: Lodderomyces beijingensis
Lineage: Eukaryota; Fungi; Ascomycota; Pichiomycetes; Serinales; Debaryomycetaceae
Source: the annotation of a GenBank genome assembly